AUGGAAUUGUUGGAAAGUGGCGCCAUCUGCGCUAGUGCGGUCGUCCCGCUCUCGAGGCGAGGGCGUGUCCCAAGGGCGCCUCCCACAGUCCGCGGGGACGGACGGGGACGCAGCGCAACUCGUGCACUCGGCGGCGCGCUCCCGCGACGCUUGUUAGUGUUCCGCAAAUUCACAACGGGAUCGCCCGUACAACCGGGACUCUAUCCCUUAGCGAUAACCGCUGCGUUAAACGCGGCGGCGGGCGGGUACACUGGCUCGCCGUGGCCGCCGCUGGAACUAGAUCCCGUGGGAUGGGGACGAAAACUGUACCCUUCAGGCGCGCCGAGGUCCUCCGGUGGACUUAUGUUCGGCCUACAUCACCAAGAGGCUGCGGGGGUACAUACACAGCCUCGAGGACCUGUCACAUCGCUCAAAGAAGAGCCGCUCACGCGAGCGUGGAUGACACCCAGCUCCUUAGUUGACAAUACCAAUAGCGUGGGUGUUGGUCGAGCGCACUUCGAGAAGCAGCCUCCUAGCAACCUGCGUAAGAGCAACUUCUUCCAUUUCGUGGUCGCGUUGUAUGAUCGGGCGGGACAACCAAUCGAGAUUGAGCGCACUGCUUUCAUAGGCUUUAUAGAAAAGGAUCAAGAAGCCGAAGGACAAAAAACAAACAACGGGAUUCAAUAUAGGCUUCAAUUGCUUUAUGCAAAUGGCAUCAGACAGGAACAGGAUAUAUUCGUUCGGCUCAUAGACUCCGUUACCAAACAGCCCAUCGUCUAUGAAGGACAGGACAAGAAUCCAGAAAUGUGCAGGGUUUUGCUGACACACGAAGUUAUGUGCAGUCGUUGCUGUGAUAAGAAGAGUUGUGGAAAUAGAAAUGAAACACCAUCAGAUCCUGUAAUAAUAGACCGGUAA
Molecule: messenger RNA, 894 nt
Organism: Pieris macdunnoughi
Lineage: Eukaryota; Metazoa; Arthropoda; Insecta; Lepidoptera; Pieridae
Source: the annotation of a GenBank genome assembly